CCGGCGUUCUCUUGUAGUGCGAGGCGCGCAGCGCGCGAAGGGUGGUUUUGGCCUGAGACUGUGCGGCGGCGCGUGGGCCCUUCCUGAGGUGAGUGGCGCGGACCACGGUCCGGGCGCCCGGGUGUGGGGCUGUUGGAGCGGCUUCAGUCCCUGUCUGUGCCCCCUGCCUCCUUUUCCCUGCCGUCCUGGGGACUCUUCCAGGCGCGCGAGGGCGGCGCGUCUGACGGGCGGCCCGGAGCUCUGUGGAGCUUGGAACCUGCGCGAGGUUUGUGCGACUGCCUUUACGCCGAUGUGGCGGUUUUCGUGAAUCUUUAUUUCAUGAACAUGCAUACUGGAUUGCACCCCCAAACCCAGAAGUUUUCUUUUUUUUUUUGGAGACGGAGUCUAUGUCGCCCCCGGUAGAGUGCGGUGGGAUCACAGCUCACAGCAACCUUCAACUCCUGGGCUCAAGCGAUUCUCUUGCCUCAGCCUCCAGAGUAGCUGGGACCACAGGCGCCCCCCACGACGCCCGGCUAUUUUUGUUGUUGUUGCAGUUGUCAUUGUUGUUUAGUUGGCCCGGGCCGGAUUUGAACCCGUCACCCUCGGUGUAUGUGAGCUACGGGCGCCGAGCCGACCCAGAGGUUUUCGCCGCUAGCGUAUCAAGUAUAUCGCGACUUGAGGGUCGCUAAUCCUUACGAUUUGUCGCAGUCACUGACUGGCGCGGGGGCGGGAGGCCCAGGCGGGCGGAUCUCCUGAGCUCAGGAAUUCAAGACCAGCCUGAGCAAGAGCGAGACCCGGCUCUACUAAAAAUAGAAAAACUAGCCGGGCGUUGUGGCGGCCACCUGUAGUCCCAGUUGCUGGGGAGGCUGAGGCAGGAGGAUCUCUUGAGCCCAAGAAUUUGAGGUUGCUGUGAGACUCUGUCUCAAAAAAAUAAAAAAUAAAUAAAUAAUAAAACCAAAGGCCUGAAUUAGACUCGGAGACCGCUUGGUUCUUUGGUUUUCUCUGCACUGAGUCUAUCGUACCCAGAGAUUGAUUCCUGCGUGCUUGGUGAAUGCAGUGAACCCUUGAGGUAAAUAUCUAGUUGAUUUUUAUUUUAAAAAAUUGCUGUGUUUAUUUCUCAUUUCUUACACGCAAAGGACCCGGCAAAGAGGCUGCUCAGCCACAUAGUGGCUUGGGUUUGUUUGGAUUCAUUUACUGUCAUUUAAAAACAACUGUUUUUCUAUUAAACAUAAUGUGUUUUAAACUAUUUUAUCUUUGAAAAAAGUAAGAAUUUCUUGUUAAUUAGGUUUUCAUUACUGUAUUUUAAAGAAAUACCUUAAUUGCUUAUAUUUAUAUUAAGCAUUGCAGCUACAACUACUUUUCAGUUAGCUGGCUCUCAAAUGUCAUGCCUUCCUUUUGAAAAUACAGUUGUCUUCAGGAGGCUGAAGCAAGAGGAUCACUUGAGCCCAGGAGUUUGAGGUUGCUGUACACUGUGAUGGCACAGCACUCUACAAGGGUGCUUUUAAUUUACAUUCUAAAUUUGAAAUUUGUGUUAAUUCAGAUAAAGACUGAACUGAGAUUUUCUUUUUGUAAUAUGAGUAGGAACAUUGAUUUAUUAUCAGCUUUCUGCCUGCCUGCUCUAACCAGAGCACAGAGUGAAACUGUCUCAAACAACAACAAAAAAGCAUUCAUCUUUUAUUUGUGGCCUAAUACUUGUUUUUUUCCCCCUAGGAAGAAUAAUACAUUCUAAAGUUAUUUUUUUCCUCUCUAUGGAAUUAAGGUGAAACUUAGUUUUGUUUCUGUUUGGAUUUACUUCCUAAAAGUCAAUACCAUAAACCCAUAUCAGAUAUAAAGAAUUAGAGUAGUUAAACCAUGAGUUGUGGAAAUGACUUUGUGGGAACGUUAAAGAAAAUCGGUUAUCCUAAAGCGGACAUUCUUAAUGGAGAAGAUUUUGACUGGUUGUUUGAGACUGUUGACGCUGAACUGUUUUUGAAGUGGUUUUGUGGGAAUGUGAAUGAACAGAAUGUAUUGUCUGAAAAAGAAUUGGAAGCUUUUAGCAUUCUUCAAAAAUCAGGCAAGCCCAUCCUAGAAGGGGUGGCAUUGGAGGAAGUUCUUAAAACCUGUAAAACUGCUGAUUUGAACACACCGAGACUGGAUGACAAAGAGGUGGUGAAAUUAGAGGAUGAUGUUCAAACUCUGCAGAAAUUAAAGAACUUAAAAAUUCAGCGACGUAACAAAUGCCAAUUGAUGGCUUCAGUAACUAGCCACAGAUCUCUGAGGUUAAAUACUGAAGAAGAAGAAGCCACUAAGCAGCUUAAGCAGAGUCAAGGAAUUCUAAAUACAAUGAUUGCUAAGAUAAGUAAUGAACUUCAGGUUCUUACUGAUGUGGUUACAAAGUUGAUGAUGUUCUUCAAACAAUCUAAUUUGGGUCAAGGGACAAAUCCACUAGUAUUUUUAUCUCACUUUUCCUUGGAAAAUUAUCUAAGCCAGGAGGAGCGAAGCACAGCAGCAUUAACCUUAUAUACCAAAAAACAGUUCUUCCAGGGUAUACAUGAAGUAGUUGAAAGUUCAAAUGAAGAAAAUUUUCAACUUUUGGAUAUACAAACACCAUCUAUUUGUGAUAAUCAAGAAGUCCUUGAGGAGAGACGACUGGAGAUGGCUAGGCUGCAGCUGGCAUACAUUUGUGCUCAACAUCAGUUAAUUCAUUUGAAAGCAAGUAAUUUGAGCAUGAAGUCAAGUGUGAAAUGGGCAGAAGAGAAUCUCCGUAGCCUAACCAGCAAGGCUAUUGGUGAAGAAAAUCUGGAUGCUAAAAUUUCUAGCUUGAACAAUGAGAUUAGGAAACUUGAAGAACAAAUCACUCAUAUGAAAGACAAAAGUCUGCCUGCUAUGGUAAAAGAGAAUGCCCAGUUACUGAAUAUGCCCGUUGUAAAGGGAGAUUUUGAUCUGCAGAUUGCCAAACAAGAUUAUUAUACAACAAGACAAGAGUUUGUUUUAAAUCAAUUGAUAAAGCAAAAGGCAUCUUUUGAACUUCUACAGUUAUCAUAUGAAAUUGAAUUAAGAAAGCAUUGGGACAUACAUCGUCAACUUGAAAAUUUGGUUCAAGAACUUAGUCAAAGUAACAUGAUGCUGUACCAGCGAUUAGAAAUGUUAACAGAUCCGUCAAUCUCUCAGCAAAUGAAUCAAAGAAACACCAUUGAUACCAAGGAUUAUUCUACUCACAGGCUUUAUCAACUUUUAGAGGGAGAGAAUAAGAAAAAAGAAUUGUUUAUAACUCAUGGAAACCUGGAGGAAGUGGCCAAAAAAUUGAAACAGGAUGUUUCUUUAGCACAAGAUCAGUUGGCAGUAUCUGUUCAAGAACAUUUUUUCUUUCUGUCCAGACUGAAUAAUGAUGUGGAUAUGCUUUGUGAUGCAUUAUAUAAAGGAGGAAAUCAGCUUUUGCUUAGUGAUCAGGAGUUAAUGGAGCAGUUUCAUCAAGUUGAAGCUCAAAUGAAUAAGCUAAGUCAUCUCCUUACUGAUAUUCUGGCUGAUGUGAAGACAAAAAGAAAAAUUUUGGCAACUAACAAAUUGCAUCAAAUGGAAAGAGAAUUAUAUGUAUAUUUUUUAAAAGAUGAAGACCAUUUGAAAGAUAUCAUAGAGAAUUUAGAAACCCAAUCAAAGAUUAGGUCUGCUGGUCUUGAAGAUUGAAAAUUACUAAAAACUGAAUCUUUACUAUACAUGCUAUGUAUUUUCUACAUAGGAAGAGAAUAUAUCUAAUAAACACUUAUAAGUUU
Messenger RNA from Nycticebus coucang (slow loris), 3728 nucleotides. RefSeq names its product HAUS augmin like complex subunit 3 (gene HAUS3). Gene Ontology annotation, cellular component: centrosome; mitotic spindle; HAUS complex. NCBI's taxonomy places the organism in Eukaryota, Metazoa, Chordata, Mammalia, Primates, Lorisidae. Gene Ontology annotation, biological process: centrosome cycle; spindle assembly. The transcript has 4 exons. The coding region runs from base 1831 to 3642 and encodes 603 amino acids. The record is from RefSeq and is a predicted model, not a curated record.